This is a messenger RNA of Hibiscus syriacus, 1139 nucleotides long. Its product is annotated as methylsterol monooxygenase 2-2. Gene Ontology annotation, molecular function: iron ion binding; C-4 methylsterol oxidase activity. The record is from RefSeq and is a predicted model, not a curated record. The coding region runs from base 42 to 851 and encodes 269 amino acids. Gene Ontology annotation, biological process: sterol biosynthetic process; 4-alpha-methyl-delta7-sterol oxidation. The transcript has 7 exons. Lineage: Eukaryota; Viridiplantae; Streptophyta; Magnoliopsida; Malvales; Malvaceae.
CGUUUUGGAUUAUCAGUAUCUUCCAACUUCCGAGCUCUCUCAUGGCUUCCACCAUUGAAUCUGGCUGGCUAUAUCUGAUGACACAUUUCAGUGAUUUCCAACUAGCUAGUUUGGGAAGUUUCGUUCUUCAUGAAAGCGUUUUUUUCUUAUCCGGACUUCCAUUUAUAUAUCUCGAAAGAGCUGGAUUGCUAAGCAAAUACAAGAUUCAGACAAAAAACAAUAGCCCUACUGCUCAGGAAAGAUGUAUCAAUCGCCUGCUUUUGUAUCAUUUUAGCGUCAACCUACCGCUUAUGAUUGUCUCGUAUCCUGUCUUCAGAUUCAUGGGAAUGAGAAGUAGUCUACCACUGCCAUCCUGGAAAGUGGUCCUGACUCGGAUAAUAUUCUACUUCAUCCUGGAGGAUUUCGUGUUCUACUGGGGACACCGUGUUUUACAUACAAAAUGGCUGUACAAGCAUGUACACAGCGUCCAUCACGAAUACGCUACACCAUUUGGACUGACAUCAGAAUAUGCUCACCCUGCCGAGAUAUUGUUCCUUGGUUUUGCUACAAUUGUUGGUCCUGCCAUAACCGGUCCACAUCUGAUUACUCUCUGGUUGUGGAUGGUUCUUAGAGUCCUCGAGACAGUUGAAGCACAUUGCGGUUACCAUUUUCCAUGGAGCCUCUCGAAUUUUCUACCUUUAUAUGGGGGUUCUGAUUUCCAUGACUAUCAUCAUCGUUUGCUUUAUACAAAAUCUGGCAACUAUUCAUCGACAUUCGUUUACAUGGACUGGAUAUUCGGCACCGAUAAAGGCUACAGAAAAUUGAAAGCACUAAAACACAACGGAGUUGAAGAUGACAGGAAGCAAACAUAAUGGAGAAUACUAGUUCUGGGGAAAAAGGUCGUCGGUGCAUCUUCGUGUGCGGUCCUCAGUUUUCGUGGUUAAGCGAUGUUCAUGUUUACAGCCAUAUGCUAUGCGGAAUCAUUAGACGUAUUUUAUUGGACAUUUUAUGAUCCCUUUAUUUCUGUGGAUGAAUGAACUUGAUGUUCUACUCUAAGGUAACCAAUUGUUUUCCUUUGAAAUCAUUUUCUAAGGUAAUCAUUGUAGAUUUUGGAUGUUGAAUGUUUGAAUGAUGUUCAAUGAUUUAACAUUUGUUGGUUU